ACCACAAUGAUGUUCAUCACUCCAGUUUGCUACUUUGCUUCCAUCCAUCUCUUCUUUUUCCUUUCUAUGCCCAUAAAUCUUGCCCUCGGAUUCAACCGAUCUAUGGGAGUGAAUAUCAAGUGUGUCGAGAGUGAGAGACAAGCGCUCUUAUCCUUCAAGCAAGGACUCAUGGACGAAUAUAAUAUACUCUCUUCUUGGGAAACACGAGUCAAUAAUGAUUGCUGCAAUUGGAGAGGUGUUCGAUGCAGCAACAAAACUGAAGGUUAUCAUGUCAUUGGGAUUGAUCUUCGUGGCUCAUAUGAUAAGUUUUUGAUGGGUCAAAUUCCAGACAAAAUGGGUGAACUUCAAUCAUUGGAAUCCCUGGAUCUAUCGAGAAAUUAUUUGUCUGGUCCAAUUCCAUCUAGUUUUUCUCAAAUAUCAAGGUUGGGAGUAUUGAAGCUGUCGUACAAUAAUCUUUCGGGAAAAAUUCCUACAGGAACUCAACUUCAAGGCUUUUCAACUUCUUCUUACGAAGGCAACCCUUAUCUUUGCGGAGAUCCACUGAAAAAAUGCUUUAAAGAAAUCACUCAAGAUCCAAGCAGCAACAACAAUGUUCAUGUUGGGAAUGAAAAUGAAAAUGAAGACAAAUUAUUUGUACGAGAAUUUAUGAUCAGCAUGUUGUUUGGAUUUAUUGUGGGUUUUUGGGGAAUAUUUGGCAGUUUGGUACUUAAUAGAAGAUGGAGACAUGCAUACUUCAAAUUUUUUAGGUGCAGAAACAACUAAAAACAGGUAGCUUGGAGACAUGUGUAGUAUGAGCUCCCAAAUGGAUGAAUAUUUUAGUUUUUAGUGUGUAGCAAAAUAUUUUAAGAGCGUAUAUAUUAUUUUGAGUGAUACAUGUUAUUACUUUGA
This is a messenger RNA of Momordica charantia (bitter melon), 888 nucleotides long. NCBI's taxonomy places the organism in Eukaryota, Viridiplantae, Streptophyta, Magnoliopsida, Cucurbitales, Cucurbitaceae. The record is from RefSeq and is a predicted model, not a curated record.